UCUGGACGAAGAUGUGCCUUACGUUGACUCGCUUACUCCAAUUGAGCAAAGAUGCCUGGAAAGCCGCUGUGUGUUGGUCGACCCAGGACGAAGAGAUUUGCUUUUCCGCAUGCACCAGUACUCCGAACCAAACGUAAGGAUCCUCUAUCGUUACACCUCCUGCCAGAAGGCGAAUGAAUUGAAGGCGAAAAAGUACAGAAGGAUCAGAGAGACAUUAGUCAGCAAUUCCCAAAUAUGAAGGCUGCGCAGGAAAAAUUAUCACAACAUCCCAUUUCAGUCAAUGACCUCGAGACGUAUUGUCACAAUCUACGGGAAACCGCAAGCGUAUCUCAGGAACUAUCGCAUUUCUAUGCGAACACGGCCUCAAAUCUAUCAGUAUACCCUCUUUUCCGAAAACUACGACUCUCAGCCUAUUUUAAUCAAUGCCGAGCAGAUUCUCGAUUGGCAAGAACCAUAAAUUUGUGCUUUGGAUGGGACCAGGCUUCAAUCAUGGGAAAUUGGUCGGCACCAAAUGUCAAGUUCCAUGAGCCGAUCAGAGGUGUAGGCAUGCGACGGAUGCUCAAAAAACAAGGUUUCGAGGUGUACUUGCUCGAUGAAUUCAAAACGUCCUCGUGCUGUCCUGACUGCGGCGAUCCGUUGGAAAAGUCCAGAAGGUGCCCAAUCCCAGGCCAUACCGACGACGAAGCAGCCAGAAGUAUUAUGCCAUGGUCUGUUAUGUUCUUAAUUUCCGCAAGAUCCUGUUUGGCCACCGAGAGAAUAACGAAAGGUCGUCACUUUUCAAGAGAAAGCGGGCCGAAACGGAAGCCUUGAGAAGCAAGAUUCCAAAUCAUUCAUGAUAACAUCCGGAUCAGUUAUCGCUGUUCCCACACCUAGAUGCCCUAGGGUAUUGGAUUAUAAGGCUCGUUUAACGACUUUGCGGAAAUUGCGAAAACCUGGAGGGUAUACACGGCUGUUCUGAAAGAGGAUAUGUCAUAAUGGUUUACCGACAUUAUCGUCCCUUAAUAAAACAAAAUUUGUCUGUGAGAGAAUUUGAACCGGUGGACAACGGGAGGAGAAUGAACACUUACACCCUUGUCUUUGGAUGAUCAGUGAUGAUUUAGGUUGAAACGCCUGAAUCACUUGUCAUUGGCUG
Radiomyces spectabilis is the source of this 1132-nucleotide messenger RNA. RefSeq lists its product as uncharacterized. The record is from RefSeq and is a predicted model, not a curated record. NCBI's taxonomy places the organism in Eukaryota, Fungi, Mucoromycota, Mucoromycetes, Mucorales, Radiomycetaceae. The coding region runs from base 235 to 810 and encodes 191 amino acids. The transcript has 3 exons.